CGGAGCGCUUCCUGUUCCUGGAGCUGCGCCUGCCCAGCUGCGCACUAGGUUGCUCUUGUCUGUGCCCAACAGCAGUGCACAGAGGGCCAGGAGAACAAGGGACUUGACCAGAGUGAGGUCGAUGGAGACGGGCUGAAUGGACUAACAGUAGAUGCCAGGAGAGAUACAUGGCCAGCUCCCAAGAGACGUGGAAACAGCUUGGCGUUGGGCGCUCCAGCACAGACCUGCGACUUCCCUUUUCUCGCCAGCACAGAGAGACCUUUCCUCUGUGUUUGCUGAAUUGCUUUGGUGGUAGCCAGUUGGCCCCCUUUCCUCUCUCUCAACAAUGGUGAGGUGGUUUCACCGUGACCUAAGUGGGCUGGAAGCUGAAGCCUUGCUGAAGGGACGGGGUGUCCAUGGAAGCUUUCUAGCCAGACCCAGUCGGAAGAAUCAGGGGGACUUUUCUCUUUCGGUUCGGGUUGGUGACCAGGUAACCCACAUCCGUAUCCAGAAUACCGGAGACUUCUAUGACCUGUAUGGAGGGGAGAAGUUUGCCACCUUGUCGGAGCUGGUGGAGUACUAUACACAGCAACAGGGCUCAUUGCAGGACAAAGAUGGAACUAUCAUUGACCUGCGGUACCCGCUCAACUGCUCUGACCCCACUGCAGAGAGGUGGUAUCAUGGACAUCUGUCUGGCUCUGCAGCUGAAUCGCUGCUCCAGGCCAAGGCCACCCCUUGGACCUUCUUGGUGCGGGAGAGUCUCAGCAAACCUGGGGAUUUUGUCCUGUCUGUUCUGACUGACCAGCCUAAACCUGGGUCGGAUGCUGCACCAGCUGGGGCAACCAGUGGCUCUGGGCCUCGGCUCAAAGUCACCCACAUCAAGAUCAUGUGUGAGAAUGGCCGCUACACAGUUGGAGGUGCUGAAGUGUUUGACAGUUUGGCGGAACUGGUGGAGCACUUCAAGAAGACUGGGAUCGAGGAAGUUUCUGGCUCCUUUGUGUACCUGAAGCAGCCCUACUACGCUACUAGGGUGAAUGCUGCUGACAUUGAGAACAGAGUGCAGGAGCUGAACAAGAAGAGUCUGGCUGAGGAAUCGUCCAAAGCUGGAUUCUGGGAGGAAUUUGAUAGCUUGCAAAAACAGGAAGCCAAGCACCUGUACGACCGUCAUGAGGGUCAGAGACCUGAGAACAAGAGCAAGAACCGGUACAAGAAUAUCUUGCCCUUUGAUCACUCCAGAGUCAUCCUCCAAGGAAGAGAUCCAAAUAUCCCUGGAUCUGACUAUAUCAAUGCCAACUAUGUCAAGAACAACCUUAUCAGCCCUGAUGAGUGCACUAAGACCUACAUUGCCAGCCAGGGUUGCCUGGAUGCCACAGUUAAUGACUUCUGGCAGAUGGUGUGGCAGGAAAAUACACGCAUUAUUGUGAUGACCACACGGGAAGUAGAAAAAGGACGGAACAAAUGUGUGCCCUACUGGCCAGAGGUGGGCAACACAAAGGAGUAUGGUCCCUACCUUGUGCAGAAUGCUGGGGAGCAUGAUGCGUUGGAGUACAAACUGCGGCAGCUCUGUGUGUGGCCAAAAAAUGACGGUGAGUCUAUGCGUCAGAUCUGGCACUACCAGUACCUGAGUUGGCCUGACCAUGGUGUCCCCAGUGAGCCGGGAGGAGUGCUGAGCUUCCUUGAUCAAAUCAACCAGAAGCAGGAGAGCAUCCCCUGUGCCGGGCCCAUUCUGGUACACUGCAGUGCUGGGAUUGGCCGCACUGGGACUAUCAUCGUCAUCGAUAUGAUAGUGGAAACAAUCUCCACCAAGGGACUGGACUGUGACAUUGAUAUCCAGAAGACCAUCCAGAUGGUGAGGGCCCAGCGCUCCGGGAUGGUGCAGACAGAGGCCCAAUACAAGUUCAUCUACAUGGCCAUUUGCCAGUUCAUAGAAACCACCAAGAAAAAGCUGGAAGUCAUCCAGUCUCAGAAAGGGAAGCCAAACGAGUCUGAGUAUGGCAACAUCGCCUACCCGCCUGCUGUGAGGAACACACACGCCAAGGCCAUGCGAAAAUCCUCUAAGCAGAAAGAGGAGUCAACAGUUUAUGAGAACUUGGGGAAGAAGGAAGAGAAGGUGAAGAAACAGCGCUCCUCAGAGAAGAAGCUGAAAGGCUCACUAAAAAAAAAAUAGGCAUAAGUUGCAGGUAGCCCCUUUCAGAGGUUUGAACCUGGGAUACAGGACUAGAGCUCAUGAC
Molecule: messenger RNA, 2210 nt
Organism: Tinamus guttatus (white-throated tinamou)
Lineage: Eukaryota; Metazoa; Chordata; Aves; Tinamiformes; Tinamidae
Gene: PTPN6
Product: protein tyrosine phosphatase non-receptor type 6
Biological process (GO): peptidyl-tyrosine dephosphorylation; cell differentiation; mitotic cell cycle
Cellular component (GO): cytoplasm
Molecular function (GO): phosphotyrosine residue binding; non-membrane spanning protein tyrosine phosphatase activity
Source: RefSeq, a predicted model, not a curated record